CAUUGCAUGGCUCUGCGGGUGAGGGCGUCGCUUUCAGAGCCCGGGUGGUGCAUGGGGACGGGGGCGUCGGCACCCCCUUGCAAGGGGGCUCGGCAGGCUUUUGUGGGAGGCGGGGGCCUUCCCAGAGCCGAUGCGCCCGUGGUGUGCAGCUGCAAGUUAAUCAUUGACCCCCACGCCGGGGAAUUCCGCCUCCCAAGCCCUGGAGAAGGGUGAAUUUUCUGACAUCCUUUUCUAGUUAUAAUCUCCAUAUUUGGAAAUGUUUACCCAUGCCCUGAUCUAUUGGAAGGGGAGGGGAGGUGACUCAGGCCUGGUGGAAGUUUGGAAUUCCUGGACUCAGGAUAAGCCCCCCUUUCUCUCUCCCUCUGUCCCCCCGCCCCCCUUCGCCUUUCCUUGUGGCCGGGCUUAGAGUUUGCUCAUGCCUGGAGCCAGUUCCAAAUUUGUUCUGCUCCAGGACAAAGCGUUCCUGGGGAAGGAGCCCAGCGGACUCGAGCCCCCCUUGUUUUCUUUGUUUGCGCCCAUCGGACAGCCCUUCCCAGCUGCCCCCCCCCUCGAUUUUGGACGUGAGGCCAAGGACAGGAUCGUACUCUAGGAGCUGAGCGAUGUCUCGCCCCUCAUGGCUGCCCCCCAAGAACACCGGUGAACCGGUUGGUCACGUCACUGCAAGGAUGGAGACCACCCAUGCUUUUGGGACCCCCAGCAUUUCCAUUUCCACUCAGCAAACCCCCAAAAAGUUUGCUCCGGUGGUAGCUCCUAAGCCGAAGUACAACCCUUACCGGCCGGGGGAAGGAGAAGGUAACUUCCCGCCGCCCCCGCCGCCGCCCCCUCCGCUUCCCCCUUCGGCAGAGAGUCAGGCGGGCUUCCCACCACCCGCGGGGUCUUUCCUGCCACCUCCACCUCCUCCGGAUGAAGCUCUUUUCAACGUUCAGGUCAACUCUGGUGGCAAGACGCUGGAAGAGAGGCGCUCCAGCUUGGAUGCCGAGAUCGACUCCUUGACCAGCAUCCUGGCAGACUUGGAAAACAGCUCACCCUACAAGCCAAGGACUCAACAGACCCAGGGCACCGGGAUUUCCGGCGGGUCUCCAGGGGCCACGCCCACAGUGUCCACUCCGGUCACCGGACACAAACGCAUGGUCAUUCCAAACCCGCCCCCUUUGACCGCCACCAAAAAGUCAGCCUCCAAGCCCAGCGCCCAGCCGAUCCCGGUGACGCCCGUUGGCCCCCUGAGACCUCAGCCGGUUCCGGCAUCUUACACCACGGCCUCCACCCCCACCCGGCCCGCCUUCAACGUGCAAGUGAAAUCAGCUCAUCCUGCCCCCCACUUCCCGCCAUCGGCUCCCCAGUAUAGCAGCGGGGCCCCCCAGCCUGCUUCUUCGGUGGGGCCGGGAUCCUAUGCCCCGGCUCAGCCCCGGGCACCCGAUUACGGUUAUGUGCCAGCACCAAGCUAUGGUUCCGCGCCACUGCCAGGUCGCCAGCAAGAGCCAGCCCAUCCCGGGAGUGCAACCCUCAGGGGCUGGGAGGCAGCUGACCCUUCCUACGGGCCCCCAAGCGCCUGGAAGCCUGAGCCAGCGUACCCUCCAACUGUUGGGCAGUACCCGUCCUCUGGAGCCAGGAAGACCCACGGCUUCGACCCAGCGCCAGCCCCUCAGCCGCCCGCAUUGCAACCAAAGACCGAACAUGCUGGGCCAAGUCCAGGAUCUGCAUUUAGACCGGAGGACGAACUAGAACACUUGACCAAAAAGAUGCUGUAUGACAUGGAAAACCCCCCUUCAGAGGAAUACUUUGGUCGCUGUGCACGCUGUGGAGAAAAUGUUGUGGGAGAAGGAACAGGAUGCACCGCGAUGGAUCAAGUUUUUCACGUUGACUGUUUCACCUGCAUGAUUUGCCGUAACAAACUCCGGGGACAACCCUUCUAUGCUGUGGAGAAGAAAGCCUAUUGUGAGCCUUGCUACAUUAAUACCCUGGAACAAUGCAGCGUGUGUGCCAAGCCCAUCAUGGAGCGCAUCCUGCGGGCCACCGGCAAAGCUUACCACCCCCACUGCUUCACCUGUGUGAUUUGCAACCGCAGCCUGGAUGGCAUCCCGUUCACCGUGGACGCCGGGGGGAACAUUCACUGCAUUGAGGAUUUCCACAGGAAAUUUGCUCCACGAUGCUCCGUCUGCAAGGAGCCCAUCAUGCCUGCCCAGGGUCAGGAGGAAACCGUCCGGAUCGUGGCCUUGGACCGCGACUUCCACGUCCACUGCUACCGGUGUGAGGACUGCGGUGGGCUCCUGUCCGAAGGUGACAAUCAAGGCUGCUACCCGCUGGACGGCCACAUCCUGUGCAAGAGCUGCAACUCGGCCCGGAUCCAGGCGCUGACCGCCAAGGCCAGCACAGACCUCUGAGCGGGGCGAGGAGGGAGCACGGCGCUGGUCACCCGAGGUCCGAGGGCUGCUCCCAGGGGCUGUCCUGCACGUCGCUUUGCCCUCCCAGCCACACUACUGACCCAAACCGAUUGCGCACUCACUCUGCACCCACGGCUGUCUGGGAAAGGUAUUUCUGGGUGGGGCACGAAGACGCUUCCAUCGGGGCUUCUCGGCACCCCCUGGAACGACCAUUCCCAGGAUUCUCGGAGAGAUGUCACGUCACAUUUACUGCACAUCUGGUUAGCUUUUGCAGUGCAGAUAUCUUCCCAAAGCUAAGAUAACUUCAGUCCAGGGGUGUCCGGGUGGGGGGAGUCAAAAGACGGGGGUCACGGCUGCACAUUUGAAACCCUGCCCCUUUCUACGUGCAUUGCUUUGAUUGCUCUGCCAUCAUGGCUUUUCUGACUCCCCUCCGGGCGUCCUUUUUCAGCCGGUCUAGAGAAAACACCAAGGUUUCUCCCUGGCCUCUCUCCCCUUUCCGCUUCAUCAUAUCUUCCGCCAGAAAUCCAUUUUUCCUGCCAAAUGCCUUUUAUUACCCAGCCGUGGAACCCCAGCCACAGAUUGCGUGAGGCUUUUAUCUUUCCCAGGCCGCCAAGUCCUGAGCGUGUUUUGCACAUAAAUAUAUAUCAAAAUUCACUUUAUAUCCAACCCAGCACUCCCGUAUGGUAACCUGCCCUGAUAUUUUACAAGUGCCUGAAAGGGGAAGGGAAGCGAGCGAGGACUCCCAGCGAGGACAAAGGGGUGGGGAAACGAUGGGAAUGGGAGGCGCCCGUCUCGCUCACCCCAGGCUCAAAAUAAUCUUCCUCAGGGCGGAGACGUGGUUACCAGAAUAAAUGUUCUGGUUUUAG
This is a messenger RNA of Python bivittatus (Burmese python), 3247 nucleotides long. The record is from RefSeq and is a predicted model, not a curated record. NCBI's taxonomy places the organism in Eukaryota, Metazoa, Chordata, Lepidosauria, Squamata, Pythonidae.